CUGAGGUGGACAGCCUCACAUAGUCAUGGAGCACUCACUGUAUUCCACCGGAAGAUGCAUUCAGUCCAGUAGGACUCUUGCUCCUGCUUGAGAAUGCCAGGUGUCUUGCAGUGGUUCUAACAGCACUUUACACGGCUCACCAGUACCCCAGGUCAUUGAUCGGAGGGACCCAAACCCCAGUCGAAUGCAGAUGCCGCAGGGGAACCCGCUGCUGCUGUCCUGUACCCUGCAGGAGCUGCUGGCCAGGGACACUGUGCAGGUGGAGCUCAUCCCGGAGAAGAAGGGCCUCUUCCUGAAGCAUGUGGAGUAUGAGGUUUCCAGCCAGCGCUUCAAGUCCUCUGUGUAUAGACGGUACAAUGACUUUGUGGUCUUCCAUGAAAUGCUGCUGCACAAGUUCCCAUACCGCAUGGUGCCAGCCCUUCCACCCAAGAGAGUGCUGGGAGCGGACAGGGAAUUCAUCGAGGGCCGAAGGAGGGCCCUGAAGCGCUUCAUUAACCUGGUGGCCCGUCACCCCCCUUUCUCUGAGGACACCAUCCUCAAGCUGUUCCUUUCGUUCAGCGGCUCAGACGUGCAGAACAAGCUGAAGGAAGCAGCACAGUGUGUUGGAGAUGAAUUCAUGAACUGUAAGCUGGCUGCUAGGGCCAAGGAUUUCCUUCCAUCUGACAUCCAGACUCAGUUUGCCGUGAGCCGGGAACUGAUUCGAAACAUCUACAAUAGCUUCUACAAAUUGCGCGACAGGGCCGAGAGGAUUGCAUCGAGGGCCAUCGACAAUGCUGCUGAUCUUCUCAUAUUUGGGAAGGAGUUGAGUGCUUUAGGGUCUGACACGACCCCACUGCCCUCCUGGGCCGCUCUGCACCUCAGCACGUGGGGCUCCCUGAAGCAGGCCCUGAAGGGUCUGUCUGUGGAGUUCGCGCUGCUUGCGGACAAAGCUGCGCAGCAGGGCAAACAGGAAGAGAAUGAUGUGGUGGAGAAGUUGAACCUUUUCCUGGAUUUGCUCCAGUCCUAUAAAGAUCUGUGUGAGCGGCAUGAGAAAGGUGUGCUGCACAAGCACCAGCGGGCCCUGCACAAGGAUGGCCUGAUGAAGAGGCAGGCGGUGCUCAACCGCGAGCCCGAGUCGGUGGAGCAGCUAGAGUCCCGUAUCCUGGAGCAAGAGAGUGUGAUUCAGACCAUGGAGCUUCGGAACUACUUCUCCCUGUACUGCCUGCACCAGGAGACGCAGCUCAUCCACGCCUACCUGCCCCUCACCUCCCACAUCCUUGGGGCCUUCGUUAACUCUCAGAUCCAAGGGCACAAGGAGAUGAGCAAGGUGUGGGAUGAUCUGAAGCCGAAGCUCAGCUGCCUUUUCGCUGGACCACAUAGCGCGCUGACGCCACCACGGUCCCCACAGGACGGCGUGUGUCCUCACUAGCACCUGAGGCUGCAGCACAGUUCCCUGUGGCCUCACUAAAGCCUCUUUCCAAAUGCUGUGUCCCUGGCCAAUUCCCUUCAGGUGGCCACUGCCACCUGUGGUGCCCUGGUGGGUGAAAGGGAACUCACAUCCAUCUGAACCUGUGGGUGUGGCUGGCGGUCUCUCUCUUCCCUGGGUGGAGGGUCUGUGCCCCGCAACCCCUGCCCAGCCUGCCCUGUGGCUGCUAGCCCGGUGCUGAGAAUGGAAGUUUCUCAUGACACCCAGAGCCAGGGUUGCUGAGGCUCAUUUUCACACAGCAGAUAAUGCCUAGAGGAAUGUGACGGGGGCUCUAGGUGCUAAAACAGUCCAGAGGGCUGACCUGGGGCAGGGGUCAGCUGAGCAGGGCAGAUGGGUAGAUGGGACUGUCCCAUGGCCAGGCAGCUUUCGGGUGAGCAGAUGGCUAGUCAGACAGAGGUCUGAAUGUUGACCAGUGUCUGCAGACAUUCCAGGCUGGAUGCUCACUGAUGUAGGUUGCUGGAAGUAGUAUUCGAUGUUCUAGGGGACAUCUGGGGAUGUUUUAGUGGGUAUCUACAGAGCCCGAGUAUGGGGUCAGGUGUCCUCAAACUGCUCCCUCCAUGUGGGUGUACAUUGUGAUCCUGAGUGUAAGACAAAGGCACAUUGAGAUCUUUGGAGGUGACCGUGGGUGCCUCUGUCUGUCGAAACCGCUCUGUUCUCCUUGUUUUGGGGCAUCCAAUGUUGGACUCCAUGUUGUGGGGCACUGAGACUUUAGGGGUGGGUAGUGGACAGUGUGGAGGAAUGUGUUGCCUUCAGCUGGGGCUUUAGGGGGAAUAUCUGUGUGAGCGGACUUAACCCCUUUUAAAAUGAUUUCCUUCUUUUGGGUAACUGCAACCCCCACCCCACUCCUGUGCUCCCCCAGGAGACUGGCUAUCUCAGGCGACUUCCUUCUUCUGGUGAAGAAAACCAUUCUCGGAGACCUGGAUUGCUGCUGCUUACACCCCUUCUGUGGUGAAGGUGGAGCCUUCCUUGAGCCCCUGUCCUAGUUGCCCAGGGAGAGGUGUAGAAAUUCCUUUCAGUGAUGCCCGUUAGACACUGAGGGGCAGGACUCAACCUCCCUGGACGUCCAUGCAGCUUGCAGGCCUGGAACAGGGAGCCCCAGCAUCCUGUGUACCCUGAGGGUGGGUAGUCCUUAUACUCAGGCCAGAGCACAGAGUAUUGUGACAUGGUGGCUAUGGGGAUUUGAUCUUGUCCCUGCUAUGGAAGCAAGUCUUGGUUACUGUGUGGACCUGUGUCACCUGCAGGACUUAUUCCUUGACACCAAGACACACAUGAGCUGUAACACCUGGCCCUGUUCGUGCUGAGCAGGCCACAAGGCCUCUUCUGUCCUGCCAGGAUUCAGGAGCCUGGCCUGUCUGGCUGUGAGACUGAAGGUUGUAUGGGGCUGAAGGCCUGUGUCUCCUGACUGGGCAGGGCUGCACUCCUCAAACCAGCCACUGGGACUUCUGGUCCCAAGCCUUCAAGAUGAACUUUUCUGAAAAUAACUUCACUGGCAGGGACCCUGGGUGAGUGAGAGAGUCCUGGUCACAUUCCUGGUGCCUCCUGCUUGGAAGGAGAUCUCAGGGUCCUUAUGUUGUUUUGGAAAUGUGGGCCUAUGGGAGGACAGCCUGUCUGCUGUGCUUCAGUGCCCAUGCCUCGGGAGCCAGGGUGUAGGGCUGUUUCCUACAUGGCGACAGUUCAGUUUGGAUGGGCGCUACCUUCCUUCAUCUCCUACUCCCAGGAAGAAGAUCAGUGGGACAGUGGAUACCUGCUAGACCACAGAGGCCAUUUUCUGUUUCUCACAUGGUCACUUCCAGGUCCUGGGUUGCAGGUGUACUCCCACCUGGGGCGGUAAUGGCUACUCCCAGUUCUGGGGUGGAGUUCUUGUGGUGGCAAGGACCAAGGGUUCCUAUACAUUUCCAUGACUGUCCUGCUGCCUCAGCCUGCGUGCCACACUGCAGCCAUGCCUGGCCUGGAGGAAGAACUGCUAGGUGUAACUCCUGGGCAAGGGAGGAUGGGUGGGAUCUUGGCUGCCACCUAAGUUUGGACAGCCUGCAUGGCCAGUAGGAGGGUGACUGUGCAAAAAAGGAGCAAGUAAAGCGUUUUUGUCAGGCCCACCUUGCUCCAACCAGCUCACUCAGUGGUAAGGAGCUAGGUUGUCCAGGCCAUGCAGAAAGGGAAGAUGGACUAUAGGUCACCUUGGGGACACCUGGGACUCUGAGCCGAUAAAUUCAGGAUUUUUUCUUAGUGUCUGAGGCCUUUUUUUGUGCUUUGCGUGAGCCAGUCCUAUGUAUGAAGCACUUUACUCAGCUGCAGGAAUCAGUUACUACUACACCCAAUAAACUGGAACUGUUUACAGGUGAUCUGUGUUUUGUUUUUUGUUUUUAUCAAUGAACUCAAUAUGUCUGAAAGUCACAGGUCUUUUGUGCAGUGGUGAUCCAGCUCUCUCUCUUGCUGGUGGUCCUAAAGGGGAAAGUGAAUGGCCCAUCCUCCUGUGGCAGGGCCUGUGACUGUCUCAGUGUCCCCCACCGUAGAAGGUGAUGGUAAAAGAACAAUAUGUUCUCAUCUGCCCACAGCCUGCACACUGGGUAGACAGAAGGCCCUCCUUUGUCCCUGUCUCCUCAGCCUAGCAGGGUGGGUCUGGCCCACACUGCUGUCUGACGAAGACUUCAAAAGAUGAAGACCUUUAUUUUCCUUACCAAACAGAAAAAGUGAGCCCUGACUCUUGGUGCCAUGAACGCGGCUGAACUGACAGUCUCGGCUCUGUGCUAGAUUUCCUCCACCUCGUGCAGAGAGUAGUCCAGGAUGGUGUCCUGACCCUGGAACUUGAAGUACCCCUGAAACUUCUUCUUCUGGAGCAAGAGUGGGAACCAGUAGCUGUCAUCAGGCCACAUGUCACCAAAGGGGAUCUGGUCCAGCUGGAACCAUCGAGGGCGCAUUUCUGUACCAAGGAGCAGAAAGGAAGUACACCAUGUCAAAGCCGAUUUAGCCUGACCUGUGAGGAGUUACCCAGCAGGGUUUUACUUGAGUGGUGCUGGGAUUGAACUGGGGGCACUCUACACUGACUACAUCCCCAGCCUUUCUUUUUAUUUUGAAGCGUGUCACUAAGCUGCCCAGCUGUCCUUGAACUUGCAAUUGCCCUGCUUCAGCCUCCCAAAUUGCUGGGAUUAAGGUAUGGCCACUGUGCCCAGCUAUUGCACAGCAGUUCUGUGUGAGGAAUUUAAUUUACUUUUGUA
Sciurus carolinensis (gray squirrel) is the source of this 4677-nucleotide messenger RNA. It is a transcript of the gene Snx8, whose product is annotated as sorting nexin 8. Gene Ontology annotation, molecular function: phosphatidylinositol binding. Gene Ontology annotation, biological process: retrograde transport, endosome to Golgi. The transcript has 11 exons. NCBI's taxonomy places the organism in Eukaryota, Metazoa, Chordata, Mammalia, Rodentia, Sciuridae. The record is from RefSeq and is a predicted model, not a curated record. Bases 185 to 1408 code for a protein of 407 amino acids.